Messenger RNA from Miniopterus natalensis, 1748 nucleotides. RefSeq names its product 5-azacytidine induced 2 (gene AZI2). Gene Ontology annotation, cellular component: cytoplasm. The record is from RefSeq and is a predicted model, not a curated record. Lineage: Eukaryota; Metazoa; Chordata; Mammalia; Chiroptera; Miniopteridae.
GGAAUCCCUCCGCGGUGUACCCGGAGCGGCUGCCUUCGCUGGGGAAGCGACGGUGUCUUCGAGGAAACCGGAAGACCGUGGUGACCCCUGGCGACCCGGGUUGUUCUCGGUCCGUUUCCGAACACACGGGAAUCGAAACUCGGCGGCCCUGCGCGGCCUGUCUUCGGGCUGUCAUGGAUACACUGGUAGAAGAUGAUAUCUGCAUUCUAAAUCACGAGAAAGCCCAUAGGAGAGACACAGGGACUCCAGUCUCAAUAUAUUCAGAUGAGUCUGUUGCUUCCCAUUUUGCCCUUGUUACCGCGUAUGAAGACAUCAAAACACGGCUCAAGGAUUCAGAGAAAGAGAACUCUUUCCUCAAGAAGAGAGUGAGAUUUUUGGAAGAAAAGCUUACAGGAGCUCUGUUAGAUGAAGAAACAAGUUCUGUGGGACGGGAACAAGUAAAUAAGGCCUAUCACGCAUACCGAGAGGUUUGCAUUGAUAGAGACAAUUUAAAGAGCAAACUGGAUAAAAUGAACAAAGACAACUCUGAAUCUUUGAAAGUAUUGAAUGAACAACUGCAGUCUAAAGAAGUAGAACUCCUCCAGCUAAGGACAGAGGUGGAAACUCAGCAGGUGAUAAGGAAUUUAAAUCCACCUUCAUCAGGCUGGGAGGUGGAAAAGUUGAACUGUGACCUGAAGAUCCAUGGCUUGGAACAAGAACUAGAACUGAUGAAGAAAGAAUGUAACAGUCUCAAAAUAGAGCUACGAAAAGCCAAACAGACGGCUCCAUCUCAGGAAGACAAUCUGCAGAGCAGAGAUCUCCAAAGACUAAGCAUUUCAAGUGAUGAUAUACAAAAUGCAUACUGGGAGCUAAAGAGAGAAAUGUCUAAUUUGCAUCUGGUGACUCAAGUACAAGCUGAAUUACUAAGAAAAUUGAAAACCCCAGCUGCAAUCAAGAAAGCCUGCACCCCUGUCGGAUACAUGGAAGACCUUGGAAAAGACAGCACAAACCUGCACUUGGCGAAUUUCACUGCAACAUACAAAAGACACCCUUCUCUUUCACCAAAUGGCAAAGCUCUCUGUCAUACCACAUCUUCCCCUCUACCAGGAGAUGUAAAGAUUUUAUCAGAGAAAGCAAUUCUCCAAUCAUGGACAAAUAACGAGAGACCAAUUCCUCAUGACUGUACAAACUUUCAGGAACCCAACUCUUAUGGCAGAAAUUCUCUGGAAGAUAAUUCUUGGGUAUUCCCAAGCCCUCCUAAAUCAAGUGACACAGCAUUUGGGGAAACUAAAAAUAAAACUUUGCCUUUAGCCAACCUGCCACCACAGCAUUGCUUGGAUCAACAUAAUCAAAACUGCCUUUAUAAGAAUUAAUUCUGAAGAGACUCAUGAUUUGGUCAUGAGGUUGCUGUACCUCCCGCAAUGGUUCUCUUGAGAAAUUAUUUAAUAAACUGAAAGCAGGUUUUGAUUAAACCUUUGCGGAGUUCUUCAAUGUACACAUUUGCACAUACUGUACCAUAUUAUGUAGUUGAUUUUCCAGUACGAAAGAGCAACCCUCCAGCUUCAUAUUCUGGCUAAGAAUAAGAUAUAUGCUACUAAUAAAUUAAUAAACUUGUGUUUCAAAAAGACAAUUCUAUCUUUGAUAGUGACUGUAAAUUUCUGCCUCUCACAUAAAGAAUGGAAUUGGAAGUUUUUAGACGUGAUUUUACAAAGCAUGUGAAAUGCAUAAAGAGCUUUUCAUUAAAAAUAAAGGAGGCCGUUCAUAUAAGA